Molecule: messenger RNA, 892 nt
Organism: Cutaneotrichosporon oleaginosum
Lineage: Eukaryota; Fungi; Basidiomycota; Tremellomycetes; Trichosporonales; Trichosporonaceae
Biological process (GO): maturation of SSU-rRNA from tricistronic rRNA transcript (SSU-rRNA, 5.8S rRNA, LSU-rRNA)
Cellular component (GO): nucleolus; preribosome, small subunit precursor
Source: RefSeq, a predicted model, not a curated record
UUGACAUCGCUCACAUCACGACAUAAUGCCAGCCGACCGUCACCAGCGCAAGAAGGCGCGCACAAGUACGAACGCGGAGGCGGGACCGUCCUCAGCUCCUGCUUUCAAGAUCCCGGCGCUGGAACAACGCGGUGCGGAUGCGCUGCCUGGCGUUAACAAGAUCAAGGCGAGCCUGCGGCAAGCCAAGCGGUUACUGAACAAGGAAAACCUCGAGCCAUCGCUCCGCAUAUCAACGCAGCGUCGUGUUGCUGCGCUGGAAGCCGACCUCGCAGCCGCCGAGAAGCGUGACGUCGAGAAGAAGAACGGCGCCAAGUACCACGCCGUCAAGUUUUUCGAGAGGCAGAAGCUGGGGCGCAUCAUCAAGCGUGCCCAGCGUAAAGUUGCCGAGGCGGAGAAGGACGGCAAGGCCAAGAAGACGGCCAAGGCGGAGCAGGAGCUGCGCGACGCGCGCGUCAUGCUGAACUACGUGUUGAACUAUCCAAACACGAUCAAGUACAUCUCGCUGUUCCCGAAGGAGGAGAAGCGCGAGGAAGGCGAUGACAAGGAGAAGCUUAAGGUGCCCAAGUACCUUCAGGCGGAGCUGUCGGACGUUAUGGAGAAGAGCGAGCGGACACGGCUCACAAUGCUGCUGGAGACACGCAAGCUGAUGGAGGAGGGCAAGCUGAGCAGCACGCCGGAAGUGGAGCGGGAGCGUCGGCCUGUGGAACUUGCGGCGGUCGUGGAGGCGGGAACCGCUGGCGGCACGAAGCGCAAGGCGGCCAAGGCCGAGGAGAAGGAGGAGGCGGACGACUUCUUCGACAGCGACUAAGCCGUUUGUAUGGGGAUUCAUAUUGCAUGCCAGCACGCAUUGUAAGAUCGUGAUUAGAUGUCUAUGGUGCACUACAGCUCUAAG